GCCUCGGGCACCGAGCCUUCCCGGAGCCGGCCGCCCUGGUUUGCUCUGCAUCUACUAUGUUACGUUUCGCGUAGUCGGCUUCUGGGAGGCGAGAGACAGGAGGCCCCUCGGAAGAUCGCACGUCCCUCCCAGCCCCGGCGGGACCCCGGGGUUACUCGCCGAUGGAAGAAGAGAUCGCGGGGCCGGCCUUCGGGGAGGGGUCUCUUCGCUGAUCCCGUCAACAGGGCGGCCCUGGUCUGCGGCUGCAGAAGAGGAGAAUUAUCAAAUGCGAAGAAAAGUAACUGCUAAAGUGCACAGUGAGGCUGGCGCUCCCUGGGGUAAACCGCUGUUAGUGAAACAUGACAUGUGUUGUCUUUGCAUGUUACCUUUUCUAGAGACAGGACGAGAUUAAAAGAGGGAUCCAAAUAAAUGAUAAAUCUUUGAAAUGGUGGGUUGCUGAUUAGCCCGAUUUGAUCACACCUCAACGUGUACAUGUAUUGAAUCGUCACACUGCACACCGUAAUAUAUGCAAUUACUAUUGAUCAGUUAAUUAAAAAUAAAACAGAGAGACGGGGGUAUCCAGUCUGCUCUUUUAUGUGUAGAAUAGACAGCCCAGGCCAGGCGGAGGGUACAGAGGAGUUAGCCGAGGUGCUGAAUGCCUGAAAUGAGUUUUCCAGCUGGGAAGGCUGCAGCAGCGUGGAAUUACCGGUGGUGAUAGACAUACUUAGGGCUCGGAAAUUAAGCAGUGCUGGAAAGAAGAGCUUAGAAACCCGUGCCUGUAAAUAACCCGGAGGACACAAAGCUCAGGCUUAAACUUCACUGAAAGGUUUUGAGCAAUUUACAUUUGUGCCUAGGGUAGGCUCCUAAAUAUUUUCCAGAACAUAAAAGGUUCACUCCGACACUAUAGCAAGUGAAAUUCCAAAGAAUUUACAACAGCAGCUGUAAGACUGAAAUUAAACUAUGCUAAAGUAUCUCACUCAAGAAGCAGCACAACCGCGCCGCUGACUCCCGGGGUCGGGCUCGAACGGUCGGCCUGCCCGCCUGAGUCCUGCACACUACCAAAUAUCUACUUCACUCUCAGAGUAAAUCUGGCCGAUAAUUACAAACUUUUUCAACGUUAACGGUGUCAGACUUGAAAAAAAUAAGGAUGUAAACUCUUGCUUGUUCCUAUCUCUUCAACAAGUAAAGGUGGUGGUUGUUGUUA
Chinchilla lanigera (long-tailed chinchilla) is the source of this 1183-nucleotide messenger RNA. Its product is annotated as cuticle collagen 2C-like. NCBI's taxonomy places the organism in Eukaryota, Metazoa, Chordata, Mammalia, Rodentia, Chinchillidae. The record is from RefSeq and is a predicted model, not a curated record.